This is a messenger RNA of Cyclospora cayetanensis, 3279 nucleotides long. RefSeq lists its product as uncharacterized. The transcript is spliced from 7 exons. NCBI's taxonomy places the organism in Eukaryota, Apicomplexa, Conoidasida, Eucoccidiorida, Eimeriidae. Bases 1 to 3279 code for a protein of 1092 amino acids. The record is from RefSeq and is a predicted model, not a curated record. Gene Ontology annotation, molecular function: DNA-directed RNA polymerase activity; protein dimerization activity. Gene Ontology annotation, biological process: DNA-templated transcription.
AUGUGGAAUGAACAGAGGCCACCACAAAAGCGUUCAUUAAACGGCCCAUCAUCGUGCUCCAGCAGCUCCCUUUGGGGCUUUGGCAUGCAAGGCGGAAAAUCAACUGGACCCGUCCUCACCCCCGCUAGGAGGGCCCCUCCCGGGGGCCCCCAAGCUGUUGCUCCAGCUCUUCCAGGAGAUUGCAGCAUAUCGGAUCCACCAAACCCGCUUUCUCCCAGGAAGCCCCUUGCAGCUCCGCAAGGCUGGAGCGCGUGCGGGUGUCUGUAUGUGCGACUGAGAAAAUCCUUCAAUAGGCCUCCCUCGGCUCGGAGGGGGCCCUUCCAAUGGAGCUGUGGGGGGUUGAAGGGUGACGCCAUGGGCCCCCUGUUCUUCGAGGAGGGCACUGAGGUCCCCAGCGGGUUUAGGGCGGAGGGGCCCUGUCGAUUGCACAGUGGCAAUGAAGGUGCUUCGGAGCAAAUUGGGGGCAACAGAAGCAGCGAAAGCGUCCAUGGGAGCUCUCCAGCCCCUCGAGUAGAGGGUGGGGGAUGUGGCACCGAAGCGUGGAGGCUCCCCUUGAUGUGGCAAAGAAUGAGGCUUCGCCAAGCCAACUUCUGUGCGGAAGCAGCUAUUGCGAGAGAAGCAGCUUUAUCAAGAGAAGCAGCUUUAGCAAGAGCAGCUGCAGCAGAAGCAGUUGCAGCAGAGACAGCAGCAGUCCGCACGGCAACAGCAGCGGCAGUAUCAGAAGCGGCUUUGCGGAGGUCUAGCGUUCCCGUUGUCGUACAGGCGGAUCUUCCAGGUGAUCAUAUCCUCACACGUGAAUACCCUUCUUUUGAGGAUGUGGCAACACGCCUUCCGCCUAGAGGUGUAAGCGAUCUUCCUCAAGGAUCUCCUGAAGCACCUCCUGCAUCCCUGGGGACUGCAGGAGUCGGCGUGGGUGCCCUGGGGAGGGGUGGCCCCCUGUGGAACGUUCUGGGAAGUGAUCAGGCUGCCGUCAAUGCAGCGAUUGAGGAGGAAAAGAAGUUCGUUGAGGAGCGAUGGCUGCAGCGCCUGGCGGAGACUCACAGGCUGACGAGCAAACAACACGACUCCGUCCGAGAAGAACAGGCAGAAAAGCUAAAAAGGAUGAAGCAGCCCAAAUGGGCCUUUGCCGUGGAUCAUGAGGAAGUAGAGGCCCCCGCAGCCUUGUCCUACGACUUUAAGACCUAUGGGCCUCACUUUGAGGCUUACAUUGACGAGACGGCAGCGCAGGUGACGUCCUCGGAGCUGCACUUCGAUCUGGCUUCAGAGUCUUUCGAGGAAACACCCCUUCUCGACUCAAGAGAAAGAAGUGCGAAGAGUAGAAAGGAAAAGGGGGAGAAGGAGGAGGAUCUAGAGCGCUUCCGCGCGGCUUCUGCUCAUGCCCUUGCUGCCGGCGAGGUGUAUGGACCGUCAGCAAGCGGAUUUCGAUUGAAGCAGAUAAGCCCGCCUGUAGCUCAUCGCGCAGGCAUCAGCUCUUUCUUCUACUUCCACGCCCCCCACUCAGCACCCUUCGUCCCCUUUAUUAACGCGUGUAGAAGAGAGACAUUUGGGCUGCCCCGUCCCGCCGUCACGGCUCUAAAGAUCGAGAACCUGGAUUCUUUUGUAGAUGCACCGCCUCUACAGCCACCCCCGCCAAGCCAGGCAAACAUUCCAGACUUGCAUCAGCAUCCCCUGCAGCAAAAGCAGCGGCAAAUGCGGGGUCUUGGGGCCUCUACCUUCAUGACUCGGCUCCCCGUAGAGUUCGGCAUGUGCGUCAUCGGGAUGAGGGAAGACGUCGAGGACCUUGUAGAGAACCUCCGGCAAAUAAUCUUCAGACGGAAGAAGAAAUCCCGCCGCCCCUCAAAGGCCUCAGCAGAGGAGCCGCGUCAGGGCACUUACGAGAAUCCUUGGGUUGCAUCGCUCUCCGUCAAAGGCCCGAUCGCCGCUGUUGCAGGAGAUUUGGUGCUACCGGAUGAGCUGGAGGUGGUCAACAAGUCGCAAUACUUGUGCACGAUGAAUGCGAAUUACUACCUAAACUUCAAGGUGAAGAUAGAGGAGAUCGAAGAAUUUGUCCUGCCCGAAUUCGGCUAUGACAGCCUAAACAGAGACAUAGACGCCGAUGGAUUCUUCUAUUUCGCGAGCUACUGCUGCCCCGUGCCAGUCUUCGGCUUUGAUGCUCAGAGGGUGCCUGAGGCGACCAUUAGCGCUGCAACUCCUGAAGCGCACAGAAGGGCCUUGCAAUAUUACGGCACGGUAUCGUACGAGGACGCUCAGAGACAGAGAUACGGGAGGGACCCCUCGAGUGAUCCUGUGCUCACGGAAUACGCGCAGUGUCUCCCUAGCGACGCCCUUAGGGGAAGGGGGGGAGGCACUACUGCAGAGGGAAAGAGGCCUUCUUCUGUACCUCCGGAUGCCUCCUGCCCACCGAGCAAAGCGACGCAGAACACGCCCCCCGAAACUCCAAACGAAAUUCAAACAGGACAAGAACGUAAAUCCUCCGGGGUUCCCACGUCUGAAACUGCACCGCCCUUCCCGUAUGAAUCCCUUGGCGAGAUCGUGACAAUAGAGGUUCACACGGACGGCUCUGCAACUCCACGAGAAGCGUUUCUGGAGGCCAUUGAGAGGGUAGGCGGACUCGCUAGUGCUGUUGGCGGGGCCCUCCUCAAGAAUUGCAAAAUCUCCAGAGACGGCUCCGUGGAAGAAGAAUUCGAGGACCCCGACAUGUAUCAAGAUAAACACAGAUACACCGGCGUGCCGUGGAACCCCCAUAAGGAUUCCCUCGCCAGGACCCUGGACCGUCAUAAAACGUAUUUUAGAAAUGACAUGCUGCGGCAAUACAGUCCAGUCAAGGAACAGCUCUUGCGCCGUAGGGAGCUCUUCGGCGAUGAGAAGCCAGCCCCUGAAGGGGCACUUCCAGCUCGGUCCACAGAGAAGGCGAAGGAGGGCCCUUCUGGCCCCCUAGCAGAGCAGUCAGAGGGGCCCCCUCAGGUGGCGGACGGGGGUCCUCCGGGGAGCCUUAGCGAUGAGCAAGAGCGCUUGCUUGACGAAGAAGAGCUCGAGGAUGAGCUCGUUCAGCGAAGUCCUACCCUGCGUGUCGAGAGGGAGAAGGAAUACCAGGCGGCCUUGAAGCUACGCGCCGACAUUGAAGUGGGCAAGAAGCUGCAGGAACGGGGGGAUGGAGAAGGACUCCCGAAGUUUCCCAUUAAGCACAAAGGCCUCGAGAUGCCUCCUGACUGGGUCUUUGAAGACUUCAUGGCGCAGCGUGUGCCUGUGGGGUGGGUUACUGGUUUUACCGACGACUGA